This is a messenger RNA of Dromiciops gliroides (monito del monte), 4326 nucleotides long. RefSeq names its product pantothenate kinase 2 (gene PANK2). Bases 85 to 1515 code for a protein of 476 amino acids. Gene Ontology annotation, cellular component: cytosol; nucleus. Lineage: Eukaryota; Metazoa; Chordata; Mammalia; Microbiotheria; Microbiotheriidae. Gene Ontology annotation, molecular function: pantothenate kinase activity; ATP binding. The transcript is spliced from 7 exons. The record is from RefSeq and is a predicted model, not a curated record. Gene Ontology annotation, biological process: coenzyme A biosynthetic process.
UCGGCUGAGGUAGCGGCGGCCGAGGAGGAGGAGGCGGUGGGCACGGGGGGCUGGCUCGGGCGGGAGAGGCGGCGGCUGAAGCUGAUGGGAACGGGCCGGCCCGGGGCGCCCAUGGAGCACCAAGGGAGGGCCGCCGCCGCCGCCGCCGCCUCGGCCGGCACCCCCCCGGGGCCGCCGGCCUCCGCGUCGUCCUCGUCCGGAGAGCCGGGGCCCGGGGGCCCGGCGCUGGAGCCGCGGCGGCGGGAGCCCGCUCGACGUCGGGCCAGCAGCACCUCGGCCGCCUCCUCCUUGUCCUCGCACGCCGCCGGGUCCGUUGACAGCCAGUGCCGGGGAGCGGCGGGCGGCGUGAACCGGGAGCGGCCGGGCUCCUACAGCGGCGCCACGCACGCCACCCGCCAGCGCCUGGAGAGCCUCAAGAAGAACCGGCCGCUCUUUCCGUGGUUUGGCUUGGAUAUUGGUGGAACCCUGGUCAAGCUGGUUUAUUUCGAACCCAAAGAUAUCACUGCUGAAGAAGAGGAGGAGGAAGUGGAAAGUCUUAAAAGCAUUAGGAAAUACCUAACCUCAAACGUGGCGUAUGGGUCCACAGGCAUUCGGGAUGUCCACCUUGAAUUGAAGGAUCUGACCUUGUGUGGACGUAAAGGCAAUCUACACUUUAUACGAUUUCCUACUCAUGACAUGCCUGCUUUUAUUCAAAUGGGCAGAGAUAAAAACUUCUCAAGUCUCCACACUGUCUUUUGUGCCACUGGAGGUGGAGCGUACAAAUUUGAGCAGGAUUUUCUUACAAUAGGUGAUCUUCAGCUUUGCAAACUUGAUGAGCUAGACUGCUUAAUUAAAGGAAUUUUAUACAUUGAUUCUGUUGGAUUCAAUGGACGGUCCCAGUGCUAUUACUUUGAAAACCCAGCUGAUUCCGAAAAAUGUCAGAAGUUACCCUUCAACCUGAAAAAUCCAUAUCCUCUUCUUCUGGUGAACAUCGGCUCUGGGGUUAGCAUCUUGGCAGUAUAUUCCAAAGAUAAUUAUAAGCGUGUCACUGGUACCAGUCUUGGGGGAGGAACCUUUUUUGGUCUUUGCUGUCUUCUGACUGGCUGCACCACUUUUGAAGAGGCUCUUGAGAUGGCGUCUCGUGGAGAUAGUACCAAGGUGGAUAAACUAGUACGAGACAUCUAUGGAGGGGACUAUGAGAGGUUUUCCUUGCCAGGCUGGGCUGUAGCCUCCAGUUUUGGAAACAUGAUGAGCAAGGAGAAAAGAGAGGCUGUCAGCAAAGAGGACCUGGCCAGAGCAACUUUAAUCACCAUCACCAACAACAUCGGCUCGAUAGCCCGCAUGUGUGCUCUUAACGAGAACAUUAACCAGGUGGUAUUUGUUGGAAAUUUUUUGCGAAUUAAUACCAUUUCCAUGAGACUUCUUGCGUAUGCUUUGGAUUAUUGGUCCAAGGGGCAGUUGAAAGCACUUUUUUCAGAGCAUGAGGGUUAUUUUGGAGCAGUGGGCGCUCUCCUAGAGCUGUUGAAAUUACCCUGAUCUGUUGUCUGAAAUUACUACCAGAGUCUUCCACAACCACAAUGGAAUAUGCAGACUUUUUUCCCUUUAAAAAAAAAAAAGAUGUAUUCCAGUGGCUUUUGUAAUAAUAGAACAUGACCUGAAUCAAAGUGAGAGAAAGGACAGAAGUAUUUUUUAAGUUGUGAAGAAAAAUCUUGAGUUAUGCCAAGAGAAACCUCUGAAAAAUGAAUCUAGAGGGGUGGACUCUGCCCAUUCAUUGAGUAUCCCCGGUCUAAAUUCAUUCAGUAAAGUCACAUUAAACCUGCCGUGUGGGAAAUAGCGUCACUCGAUGAAGCCGCUUCAGGGAAGCUGGUCUGUCUUCAGCAGGCAGCGAUUCAGCGUCUCAUCCAGAAUGUUAAAUGUCAGUCACCUUGUCUGUAUUCUAAUCUAAUCACAUCUUUUGUAUAGAUGCUCUUGGGAGCCUUUUCUCUCCAUGUUAUUAUUCAAGUGUUGGUUUUCAGGCUUUUUUGUGUUGAUGUGAAUGUCAAAGGCAUAACUAUGAUGUGUGUGCGUGUAUCUUUUUUAAAAAGUGUUUUAUUCUGAAAGGUUCUGUGUAGUCAAUCCUGGGGGUUUAAUGGUUUGUGCACCAUUUUACUCAACUUUAAAAACUCGUAUGUUAUAAAAAGGCAAUUUGUCAGAUUACAUAAUAAUUUCUUAAUCUUGGGCUAAAGUAUUUUUUGCAAGCAUAUCCUCUUAAGAAUAGCAGUGUUUCCUUCUCCUUUUGUGGACUGGAUUAUUGAGACACUUUCUCAGUCACUCGUAUGUGUGUGUAUAGUUUGUAUGUGAAUGAACUGAUGGAUAGAGCAGAGUCUGAUGUAGGCUGAAUUUAGGUUACCCAAAAAAGGCAAGCAGCUAAUAACAUGGACAAGUUGUCAAGAUGUGGGAACUUGGCGACCACUUCAGAUUGAUUGAGUAGAAAAUUAAUUGGGGGCUCUAUUUGAAAUUCACCAAAAGCAAAACCAACAUCCUUAGAGAAAUAUUUUUCAUAAGCUAUGGAAAAUAUACGCUUUGCUGUUCUUUGGAAAAUAUCCAAGUAAUCAGAAGAAAAAAUUCCUUUAGUGUCUGGCAGAUGAAAAAAAAUAAUUAAAUCUUAUUUGAAUUUGCAACUUUAUAUGGAGCCUUGGUGGGUCUAAAUAAGCUAAUUAGCCUAAACACUGGAUUUUCUAAAAUUACAGGAUCAGAAUGAUUUUCCCCCAACAAACUUAACAGCUCUGCCUAAGAGUUGUUUGACAAUGACCGCUGCUGCCACUUAUUAACCUAGAGCAGGUAGGGCGUUGGUGACUUCCUUCUAAGCACAAAGUGCUAUCUUCACUAAGGUUCACAUUCCUCUAGCCUGUCUUCUCAGGCUCUGUGCACGGCAUUCUCUCCCCUCCCACCUUGAGGACAGUCUUUCUAAAGGAAGGCAUUUGGGUACUAGUAGGGAAGCCAGGUCAGUCAAGUUGGGGAUCAAAAAGAGCUGAUUGGUGGACAUUUUGAAGAGAUUGGGAGAGUUCUCUUAUGAAUGAAGGGAAAUGUCCCUAAUCAGUCCCAUAUAAGAUUUGAGUCCAAAACUGAUCUUCCUGGAAUUGACAUGUUAGUGGGGCCUUGGCAUUAAUUCAUUGGUGCUGAUGCUCGAAUUCUGCAUUGGCUGCAAAAGAGGGUCCAGGCUGAUAAGUUCUGGCCCUCAAUUUAGGUACCAGAGGACUUUCUCUGAGCAAGUAUUCCUGACUAGGAACUUGUUUUUUAAACAUGAGGGUUUUAUAAUUUGUUUAUGAGUUAAGCUUUUCUUAACAAGUCAUUCACUAUUCUUUCCUUUCCCUACAGGUCUUCCCAAGGCCUGUUAUUAACUUUAUUUUUCUGUGGUUCCGGGUUAAAAAGAAACAAAGAUCUCCUCUUUGCUUGUGUUUGAAUGGUUAACAGUCUAUCAACUCUUAACUAUUUUGUUACUAAGUACUUUUCUGGAAUACUAGAAUGAGAGAGAGAGAGAACAUAUAAUGCUAUUGAUCAUUUAAUUCCUACCACUAGUUGAGUAUGUACUUCCUUAACAGUGUGCUGAAAUAGCCCAUUCCAUUUUCCCCUGAACUUAUUAGCACAGUAAUUAGUCUCUAGAAAUCUCGAGUCAGGAUUUUCUGGUGCUAUAUCUGUGCUAGUCUCAGCAGUAGUCCCAUUUAGCGCCAGCUGCUAAGAGAGUUUCAUUCGAAAAUCCAUCUUCCUGGCCCCUUCAUAAAUUCUUUCAAAGAUCAACCAGAAACAAUGAUGCCUUGUCACGGAAGUAGUUAUACAGAGCAGUGAUGAGAAAACCAGCGAGGAAUUAAACUUCGGGGCUGUUGGCAGAAAUUAGCUCCUUGGAGUCCACUCUUUCCCCUUGGAUUAGAUUAGUAGGACAUAAACAGAAAAAAGACUCCAAAGGGUGGCUUGCAAUGUUUUCAUUUGACCAUGCACCAGGGAACAUGCCUUAUUUUCUUCUGUCCAUUCAUCCUCUCCUUGUUGCCCUUGUAAAUUCUUAAGUAGUUACCCUGGUGCAAUUAUGUAUUUUACUCAGACCAUAGCAUUUCUGAGCAAGAGUCACAAAACCUGAGCUUCCCCAUACCAUCUCCUUUUUAUCCUUUGUUUCACUACAUUGUCUGCUUUGUCAGUGUUUGUAUACCUGUAUACACACAGCCUUGGAAUAUUGGAAACAGUUUUGGAGAGGGCCGAGAACUUGGUCUCUUUAUUUUGAACAUUGAAUUUAUGUAUGCAUGAUGUAUUAAAAACUUUUUUUUGUAAAGCAGCUUUUAAAAUCUUACUGUGAAUACACUAUUAUAAUUAUUUUUA